Catharus ustulatus (Swainson's thrush) is the source of this 2396-nucleotide messenger RNA. Its product is annotated as multidrug and toxin extrusion protein 1-like. The record is from RefSeq and is a predicted model, not a curated record. The coding region runs from base 290 to 2071 and encodes 593 amino acids. Gene Ontology annotation, molecular function: antiporter activity; xenobiotic transmembrane transporter activity. NCBI's taxonomy places the organism in Eukaryota, Metazoa, Chordata, Aves, Passeriformes, Turdidae. Gene Ontology annotation, cellular component: membrane. The transcript is spliced from 18 exons. Gene Ontology annotation, biological process: xenobiotic detoxification by transmembrane export across the plasma membrane.
UGUUGCUCAACGCUGCAGAGCCAUCAAAGAACUGCUCUAUGUCACAAUGCAAACAGCCCAGCACUGAGCCCCUGCGGGCCUGCCCGGGCUCUUACCUGCAGCUCAGUGACUGUGACAUGCCAGCCACAACCUCAUACGGAUGUGUGGGACCUCCCGUCACCCCACCGCUCUCCUGCUGCUGGUGGCCUGUGAAUGAAAAAAGUGACACAAACGAGCUUGAAGCUGCCACCAUCCCCAACAGCAGCGGGAGGACUUGGCAGAGCCUGCCCUGCUCGGAGUCCCGGGCAGCAUGAAGCCGGAGAGCUUCCCCGAGGAGAAUGGCUUAGGGGAGGGAAAGGCUGCUAGCCAGGGCGACCUCACAGCCGGGAGCUGCCCGAAGAAACGCCGCUGGAUUCCCGAAUACUUCUGGGGGGAUGUGAGGCAGCUGCUGGUGCUGGCGGGGCCGCUGAUCCUGAUCCAGCUGCUGAUCUUCCUGAUCCACCUCGUCAGCUCCAUAUUCUGUGGCCACUUGGGCAAGGUUGAGCUGGCCUCUGUCACUCUGGCCAUCGCUGUUAUAAAUGUCACUGCCAUCUCUGUGGGUUAUGGUUUGACUUCAGCAUGUGACACCUUGAUAUCACAGACCUAUGGCAGCAAGAACCUGCUGCGGGUGGGGGUGAUCCUGCAGCGUGCCACCAUCAUCAUCCUCCUCUGCUGCUUCCCUUGCUGCGGCCUCCUCCUCAACGUGGAAGAGUUGAUGCUGCUCAUACAUCAGGAUCCCGAGGUCUCCAGGAUGACCCAGCACUACGUGUAUGCAUUUCUGCCUGCCCUCCCGAUGGUUUUUCUGUAUAACCUGGAGACAAGAUACCUGCAGAACCAGAUGAUCAUGUGGCCCUUGGUGCUGAGCGGGGUCAUCGGCAACCUCGUCAACGUGGCUGCAAACUACCUCCUCCUCCACGUGUUCCACCUGGGCAUCAUGGGCUCUGCCUGGGCCAACACCAUCGCUCAGUAUUCACAAACCAUUUUCUUGUUCCUGUACAUCAUAGCCAGGAAGCUCCAUGUGAGCACCUGGGGAGGCUGGUCCUCCCAGUGCCUGCUGGACUGGAACAGCUUCACCUCCCUGGCUAUCCCCAGCAUGCUCAUGAUGUGCAUUGAGUGGUGGACCUAUGAGAUUGGGAGUUUCUUGAUAGGCCUGCUGAGCGUUGUCGAGCUCUCUGUCCAGUCCAUCAUCUAUGAGGUGUCUGUCGUGGCUUUCAUGAUCCCCCUGGGGCUGGGCACAGCUGCUGGUGUGCAGGUGGGCAACUCGCUGGGCGCCGGCGACUUCCAGGCAGCCAAGAGAUCCGCCACCACCUGCCUGAUCUGCACAGGGGUGUUCUCCGUUAUUGUGGUGUCCAUUUUAGCUGCCACAAGGAACGUGCUGGGAUUCAUCUUCACCAAGGACAGGGAAAUCGUUGACUUGGUGGCAUGGGUCAUGCCUAUCUACGUUGUCUUCCACUUGUUCGAAGCCAUGACUGGUGCCUGCAGUGGGGUGCUCAGAGGCAUCGGGAAGCAGAAAUUUGGUGCUGUCCUCAACGCCUCGAGUUACUACGGCCUGGGCAUGCCCCUGGCAGCUGUGCUGCUCUUUGUGGCCAAGAUCGGUGUCAUAGGCCUGUGGAUCGCGAUGCUCGCCUCUGUCUUCAUCAUCUGCACCUGCUUUGUCACCUACAUCUCCCGUGUGAACUGGGAGAAGGCAGCCAAGGAGGCUCAGCACCGUGCAGGAGUGGCCCAUCUGCCACCACCAGAGCUGCCCAGCCUGAGCCCUGAACCCUCCUGCAAGGACCUGGACGUGGGACCAACCCCCCUGCCCCACACUUUCCUCCCUGCCAGGGCGGUGCUGGGGUCUGUCGCGGGAAUAGAAGUGCCGAGCGACGUCGUGCUCACGGGCAUCACCAAGACGGAGGGAGCCACGUACCAGCUGGAGCUGCCGCGGGUGACCCCCGUGCCCGCCGCCGUGAUCACCAGGCAGCUGAUCCUGCACCGCGUGCUGCAGGUGCUGGCAGCUGUCUCCAUGCUCGCCGUCGGCGUCAUCGCCAAGCUCAUCGCCAGCAGAUACUGACUGCACCAAGGACUUUGGGGACUUGUUUGUGGGGUGGAAGGCUUUUCUGAGGGACAGGUGUACGGAGCGCGGAGCAGCCAGCGAGGAAAUGGAGCGCGCCUGUCCCCCAGGAGCCAAAGGGCUUCUGUCGGUGCUGUCAGUGCUGAUGUUGAUUGGGAGCAGGCCCCGAGGCUGCUCUGACACCCAAAAUGCUGCUCUGGGCUGCCUGACACACGCUGAGUGUGUGUGGGACCCCCAGCCCACGCUGCCACCACCCCCUGGAGCUGAGCACAGCCCAGCUCCCCCUGCUACUCCAUGACAAAUGCCCAAUAAAGAAUAAAACUGG